GUUUUUGUAAAAAUUUAAUUUUGUAAGGAGAAAGAAGGAAGCUGUUCUUCAUACGUUUCAUUUCUCAGUAUCCAAAACUAACAGAAAUUACGCCUCUCUCUCUCUCUCUCUCUCUCUCUCUCAAACCAAAACCCUAAUUUUCCUUUCCUCGCUUUCUCCAGAAAUCAAGAAAAAAAUAUUUAUCAACGAACAACAUUCUAAUCUUUCUCUCUCUCUCGCUCUGCGUGUGUGUGUCAAUAGUUGUGGCCUCUGUUUGUUUUGCUCUCGCUCUGUUUAUAUAAAAACUCUCUGCUUUCAAACGCAUUGUUUGUGGGAUUGGGAAAUUAUAUUACACUUCAACAGCGGUUAUCGAAACGGUUACGUUUUUGGGGCCCUUUUAAUCAUAAUAAUAACAUAGCGCGCUAGGGUUAGUUUUCUAUUCUCUCCCUUCGCUUUGGCUGUUUCUCUCUCUCUUUUAAAAAAAAACAGAAAAAAAUUAUAAUAAUAAUAAAACUAAAAGAUAUUGUUUGGUUCUGUUCAAACCCUAGAACGCUGUUGCAGUUACAGAGAUAGAUAGAUACAUAGAGAGGUAUGUGUGUGUGUAACUAGGGUUUUUAAUUUUGUGUGUGCACACAUUAUUAUUGUCGGGGCGGGGUGUUGUCACACUCUUGAUUUUAAUCGGAGGCUCCUUAGGGUCUUCCGUUAAAUUUUAGUGUUUGAUGGGCGUCAACUAUUAGUUCUACAAUAUUAGGUAUUGUUUGGCUUUUGUUUCAUUGUAGUUUCUGUGUUUUUUUAAUAAUUAGUUUUGAUUAGGGAUGAGGGUCUAAUUGAGACUGUGUUUGUUUGUUUGUUUAUCUGCAAAUCCAUCUUUAAUUGAAGAUGGAGGCGUAGAGAGAGGGCUUUUUUUUUUCUUCUAAUUCCAUCUUGUUUUAUUUCGAGUCUCACAUCUUUUUCUUCACAUUGCCGUUGUACUGACUUCAAAAUCUACGAAUUGCAAAUCAAUUAGCUGUGUUUUGUUACAUAUAGAACAAACCAAUCCAUAAAUUACGCAAGAAACUCUACUGGGUGUUAUUUCAAUUGAAAAAGUUGGACAAUUAGUGGUGGUGACUGGAGUAGAGUUGGGCAACUAGGGUUAGAAAUAAGAUUGAAGGACUAUAUAUUGUUGUUAAGGGGGAGGGGCUGAAGAAGGUGAGAAUUAUUUUGUUCUUGUUGAAACUGAUGAUGUUAAUUAGUGCUCCUUAUGGAAAGAAGUGAACCCACAUUAGUUCCAGAAUGGUUGAGAAGUUCUGGAAGUGUUCCAGGGGGUGGCAGUUCAGCCCACCAUUUUGCAUCAUCUUCUCCUCAUUCAGAUGUCUCGUCAUCCGUACAUCACAGUAGAAGCAGGAAUUCCAAGAGUACAAGUGAUUUUGAUUCUCCCCGUUCGGCUUUUCUUGACCGGACAUCUUCUUCUAACUCCCGGAGAAGUUCUAGUAAUGGGUCUGCAAAGCAUGCAUACAGUAGCUUUAGUAGAAGUCACCGCGAUAAGGAUCGAGAAAGGGAUAAAGAGAGGUUGAACUUUGGGAACCAUUGGGACAAUGAUGCUUCUGAUCCUUUGGGAAGUAUAUUGUCAAGGAAUGAGAAGGAUGCACUACGACGUUCCCAUUCUAUGGUGUCAAGGAAACUGGGUGAGGUGUUGCCUCGAAGAUUUGCUGCGGAUUUAAGAAAUGGCAGCAACAGCAAUCAUGUGAAUGGCAAUGGAUUAAUUUCAGGAGGUGGUGUUGGUAACAGCAUUCCAAAGGCAGUAUUCGAGAAGGAUUUUCCCUCCCUUGGCAGUGAAGAGAGGCAAGGAGCGCCUGAUAUAGGAAGGGUUUCAUCUCCGGGCUUGAGUACAGCUGUCCAAAGCUUGCCUGUGAGUAGUUCUGCUUUGAUUGGUGGGGAGGGAUGGACCUCAGCUCUAGCAGAGGUGCCUGCUAUUAUAGGAAACAAUAGCAGUGGUUCCUCAUCUAGUGUACAAACUGUUGCUACUUCAGCAUCUGGAGCUCCAAGUACAGUGGCUGGUCUAAAUAUGGCUGAAGCUUUGACUCAGGCUCCAACGAGAACUCGUACUGCUCCGCAGGUAACUGAGGAGUUGUCUGUUCAAACUCAGAGGCUCGAGGAAUUGGCUAUUAAGCAAUCGAGGCAGUUAAUACCGGUGACACCUUCAAUGCCUAAGAGUUCGGUUCUCAAUUCAUCUGACAAAUCAAAGCCCAAAACAGUAGUCAGAUCCAGUGAGAUGAAUAUGGCUCCCAAGAAUCUGCAGCAGCAGCCCUCUUCACUGCAUGCUGUCACUCAAUCUCUAGCCGGGGGUCAUGUGAAAUCUGAUGCAUCAAAAGCAUCUCAUGGGAAGCUAUUUGUUCUCAAACCGGGAUGGGAAAAUGGUGCUUCUCCUUCUCCAAAGGAUAUUGCGAAUCCAAAUAAUGCUGGCAGGGCAGCAAAUAGCCAACUUGCUGCUGCUCCUUCAGUUCCCUCUGCACCGUUGAGGAGCCCAAACAAUCCUAAGCUUUCUGCUGGGGAGCGCAAGUCUGCAAGCUUGAAUUUGAUUUCAGGGUUCAAUGUGGAAAAGAGGCCGCUUCUAUCUCAAACUCAGAGCCGACAUGACUUCUUUAACCUUCUGAAAAAGAAAACCUUAAAAAAUAGUUCUACUGCUCUCACAGAUUCAGCCUCAGCUAUUUCAUCUCCUACCAAUGAGAAAGCUUGUGAAAUAAAUAAGGAAGCAGCCAGUGCUCCUUCAUGUCCUCAGGCUAUUAAGAAUGGCUCUGAGUUGACUGGCAAUGGAGGUACAUGUGAAGAGGUUUCUGAGGAAGAGGCUGCAUUCCUUCGCUCUCUUGGGUGGGAGGAAAAUUCUGGAGAAGAUGAGGGGCUUACAGAGGAGGAGAUCAAUGCUUUUAUUCAGGAGUGCAUGAAAUUGAAGCCCUCCUUGAAAGUCUGCCGAGGGAUGCAGCAAAAGCUGAUUGAAUCUCAUGCAACUGGUUUGGUCAGAGCUUCCUCUGACAGGAGCUCUUCAGACUCUGGAUCGGAGAUGUAGUGGUGUUCCUUUUGACUAGUAGGUCCAAGAAAUUCCAAAUUUUUUUGGCAGAUGGUUAGUUUCAUUUUUUUUUUCUUUUUUUGAAGAAAGCUGAUGAGUUUCAUUUGGAAGGAGGGGGGGUGGAUUUUUGGAUGGAACUCUACAUUUUGCAGAUAGUGCAAUAAGUCACUGGUGCCUCAAUCUUGCCUUCCCAAUUGAGGGGAAUUUUACAUGACAAGGCUGGUUUUUGGGAAAUGGUAGGAUGAGUGGCUAUUUUGUCUUGCAAUAGAAUAUGGUUGGCAAAUUGCAUCUUUUUGGGGGUAUUUGGUACCUCUACUUUUCUUUCUUUUCAAGAGGGUGUGAUUCUACAAGGAAAAGGGCUUCUGGUAAUUGUCAAUUUUACGGAAAAAAAGAAAAGGAAAUCAAAAAGUUUCAUUUUUAGUUUA
Messenger RNA from Ricinus communis (castor bean), 3447 nucleotides. RefSeq names its product mediator of RNA polymerase II transcription subunit 1. NCBI's taxonomy places the organism in Eukaryota, Viridiplantae, Streptophyta, Magnoliopsida, Malpighiales, Euphorbiaceae. The record is from RefSeq and is a predicted model, not a curated record. Bases 1220 to 3022 code for a protein of 600 amino acids. The transcript is spliced from 5 exons.